UUCUAGUGAUUCUACCCUAGUGAUUCUGCACGUCUAUUCCUCUCCUGUGGGGCCUCGUCUGGAGUAUUGUGUCCAGUUCUCAAGUGUGACAGUGCCAUGCUCCCAGCAGCCAACAGCUGUCCCCCGGACGAGGAGCCCCUGAUCGAGGAGCCCUUGGUGAACACACGCAACCGGCAAAGGCCAAGCGACCGUUUACAUGGAGCCUACAUUAUUUUUUUCCUCCUGGGCAUCGGGUCCCUGCUGCCCUGGAAUUUUUUCGUCACGGCAAAACACUACUGGAUGUACAAGCUGCAAAACUGCUCGGAUGAGGCAGGCCAGUCAGGACAGGCAGCGUCCGAUCUGCGGGACUUUUUUGAGAGUUACAUCUCCAUUGCCUCGACAGUGCCCUCAGUGCUGUGCCUGGUCGGAAACUUCUUGCUCGUCAACAAGGUGCCUGCCAGUGUCCGGGUCCUGUCCUCCCUCUUCAUCAUGCUGGCCGUCUUCCUGGUGAUCACAGUGCUGGUGAAGGUCGACACCUCCACCUGGACCACUCGCUUCUUUGCCCUUACUAUUGUCUGUGUGGUCAUUGUCAGCAGCGCCUCGACCAUCUUCACCAGCAGCAUCUUCGGUCUCAGCAGCCGCUUCCCCAUGAAGAACUUGCAGGCACUGAUCUCAGGUCAGGCCAUGGGCGGUACAAUCAGUGCUGUCGCCUCUUUGAUAGACCUGGCAGCAGCGGCCAACGUUACAGAUAGCGCCCUGGCCUACUUCCUCACCGCCGACAUCUUCAUCGUCAUCUGCAUCAUGGUGUACCUCCUCCUUCCCAGGCUGGAGUACUCCAGGUAUUACAUGAGCAGCCAGAAGGAGAGCCCAUCUUUGGUCACCGUGCUGCCUGGGAGCUCCAUGGAGUCCGAGGCAGAGCCAGGAGACAGCACAAAUGCCUCCUUCCUUGUAAAAAGCACCAACAUUCCCCCGCUCUGCCCCAUCCUGCAGAAGACCGCUCUCCUUGGCUUCUGUCUCUUCUAUGUCUUCUUCAUCUCCAUCAUCAUCUUCCCUUCUCUCUCCUCCAACAUUGAGUCGGUCAGUAAGUCCUCGGGAAGCCCGUGGAACACCAAGUACUUUGCACCACUCACCAGUUUCCUCCUGUACAACUUCGCUGACUGGUGUGGGAGGCAGAUCACUGCCUGGAUCCAGGUGCCUGGCCCCAAGAGCAAGCUUCUACCCGUCCUUGUCCUCCUCAGGACCAUCUUCCUCCCUCUCUUUAUCCUCAGCAAUUACCAACCCCGGGCUCACAUCUGGACGGUGGUCUUCAACAGAGACAUCUACCCAGUGGUCUUCACAGCGCUGCUGGGGCUCAGCAAUGGUUACCUGGGGACGCUGGUCAUUGUCUACGGCCCCAAGAUUGUGCCAAAAGAGCUCGCUGAGGCAGCGGGGGUGGUGAUGACGUUUUACCUCAUGCUGGGGCUGGCUGUAGGGUCCGCCUGCUCUGUUCUUGUUGUCCACCUUGUGUAGGGGAGCAGCCGGGGGAUGCCCUUGUUUUACGGUGCUGCUGUCAGGUAUUUAGAUUGUGGUUUUUUUUCCCCCAAAAAGCCAGACACGCUGCAGUUUUGGGGCAGGCUGCCUGUUUUGGGGGGUGAUUGCCUCCAGGGAGAAAGUCCUCCCUCUAGGAACACUGUCCCCUGUGUGAGGGCAGACCUGUGUUACUCCAUGACUUGACUAGAGCAAAGGGACCAAACAAGCCUUGUCCUCCCCAGGGAGCUCAGGGAAGCACUGGAGGCACAGGGAAACCUGUCCCUCACCCCAAAAAGCUGAUGAGCAAGGAGGGGUUUGCUGGUGCCGCUGCGCUGGUUUUAAACUGAAACCAGGGCUUUUGACAGCACCUAGGCGUUUGCUGCCUCGUUGUUACGAGUUUAGCUCUGCAGUGUUUUGAUGGUCUUGGAGGAAUCUCAUCAUGCUGAGAUUCUGGCCUUGAGUUGAAGAGGGUCUGAGCCCUGAAGCAUCUUCAAGUAAGCUUCAGGAGUCAAUAGCAGCUGUGGCAGGGAGCAGGGCACUCUUUUGGGGGGUUCAUACGUUCAUCCCAUGAAGAAGCAUAUAUAAGGGAAAUGCCUCCACUUAGACCUCUGCUUACUUUUAUUUUUUUCAGAUAAAAAUGAAUUGAGGGAUCAUCCACCUCCCAGCAUGGUGCUACUAGUGCAGGUUGUUUAUGUUAGUGCCAACCUGAGACCAUUUCUUCUGUGCCUUUAUUCUCUGUUGAGAAAAGCCUAUAAAAGUCAGAGAACUGUUAGAGUGGCUCUUAUGUGAUGUUCACAGCAGAAAGCUGAUCAAUUUAGGUAGAGAGGCGGCAUAUGGUCUCCAGAUGCUCUCAGAGGGGUGAGGUUCUGUAGCGCCCUGUAAAGAUAGCCCACCCAAAGGGGUCUGGCUUUUAAAGUCACUUUAACUUCCAUGUGUAGAUAGAGCCUGGACUAAAUACAAUUACUGUAUUUAUUUUCUCAAAUUGUGUGAAUUUGUGGUCUAGGAGAGGUGAACUGGUAAGCGAGUAUGUAAUGGCACAACUUGGCAUUGCAGCUGAUGCCCCAGGGGUGCUAUCUGUGGAAAAUACUUCCUUUAAGACUGGGCUGUUAGUGAAUGCUCUCUGAGAAAUCUCCUACUUGAUCGAGUAGUGGUGAAGCUGCUGGUCUGGGUUGCCAGGCAGUCUCCUUGCUGUGCUGGAUGUGGUGGGUAGUGAGAGGGAGGAUGUGGGACUGGUGCCUUGCUGCCCUGGCUUCUCUGGAAGAGUGGCACAUUGAUAACCACAGGAUGACACAUAGGCUUAGAGGGUGUUGUUUUUUUUAAUAUAAGACCUUUCCAGUGUUUAGUUUGGGCUCAUUGGCAAUACCCACUCAGUUUUGCUUUACGGCUGGUUUUAUUUAAACAUAAAAUCCAGACACGAGUAGAGAAUUUACAGGGCGAGCAGUACCAUGGAGCGGCUUUAUUACACCCAACUUCGCCUGUGUGGACUCUCAGUCCUGUCACUUCAGUAGGCUUGUAGACCUUAGCCUUCAACCCUUGGCAAGGGGCUACUGUGGCCAGCAUUGACCAAGGUGAAGGUCCACUUCAACAUGAAGGUCUAGUUCAGCUUGAAGGGCAGUCCGGUGGCUGAGUGUAGCGAUGACAGCUGGCUGGGUGCUGCUCACAAGGGUAAGUGGUCCAAUCACCUCUGUGGACACUGGAGUACCGCAUAGGGUGAUGUGCUAGUCAGUUGUGACUGAGAAGCUCAAGCCAACCUCAUGUUGGCAACCAAAACAUCCUUUCUGGCCUUCAGUGCUUCCCACUUGAGAGCCUGCUAUGUGUCCUGCGCUCCUCAACUCAUACGUUCUCCUGCGGGCCCAGGUAUGAUGAGAUUCUGCUGGUUUGCCGACUGCUUUGCACCUCUACUGAUCCUCCUCCUCAUAUUACAGACCAAAUACCUCUUGAGACAGAACUGAAUUCUCUGGUACCAUUGCUA
Cuculus canorus (common cuckoo) is the source of this 3460-nucleotide messenger RNA. It is a transcript of the gene SLC29A3, whose product is annotated as solute carrier family 29 member 3. Lineage: Eukaryota; Metazoa; Chordata; Aves; Cuculiformes; Cuculidae. The transcript has 6 exons. Gene Ontology annotation, molecular function: nucleoside transmembrane transporter activity. Gene Ontology annotation, cellular component: Golgi apparatus; plasma membrane. The record is from RefSeq and is a predicted model, not a curated record. Gene Ontology annotation, biological process: nucleoside transmembrane transport. The coding region runs from base 97 to 1488 and encodes 463 amino acids.